This is a messenger RNA of Pocillopora damicornis (cauliflower coral), 1695 nucleotides long. Its product is annotated as scavenger receptor cysteine-rich type 1 protein M130. Gene Ontology annotation, biological process: protein phosphorylation. The record is from RefSeq and is a predicted model, not a curated record. Gene Ontology annotation, molecular function: ATP binding; protein tyrosine kinase activity. Gene Ontology annotation, cellular component: membrane. NCBI's taxonomy places the organism in Eukaryota, Metazoa, Cnidaria, Anthozoa, Scleractinia, Pocilloporidae.
AUGGAUACUCCAGCUCCUCACCAAGAAAAAACAAGAAAUGGGAAGGGCCAGACCAAGAUAGACGAGGAAAGAUCACCAUUAGUGUAUCGUACCUUGGAAGUUCUUCAGGUGGCAUUCAGGCAACUGGGAGUCGACCUUCAGCGCAAGCCGAAUAUUAACAUCAGGCAGCUACUGAUGCAUGUGAGAUUAGAGACUUCAGUUUCAAAACAAAGGGUUCCAUCUGAACCAACAAAGAUGAAUAAGGAUGUUAUUUAUGGGUCAACUAUUGGUAUCCUUAGCUUGAUGCUUGUUCUCAGUAUCAUUUUCAGUACUUGGGAACGCCGCAAAUGUGAGAGGGUUGAUCGAACGAAGGAAUUGAACUCGAGCUUCAUGGUCAUCAAUAUUUACACGACUCUGAAUGAAGUCAGAUCUCAAGAUGGGGCAGAUGGAAACCCAACAGCAAAUUACUCAGAAAUGAAAAAGUACGCUCCCCUCCAUCCAAGUACGCGCUCAUGGGAAGUUGCAAGAGGAAAUAUAACAAUUGAAAAGAUCAUUGGAAAAGGUGCCUUUGGUCAAGUCGCCCAAGGAAAAGCUAUAAGCCUUCACGGGAGAGAGGAAUCAAUAACUGUUGCCAUAAAGAUGCUGAAAGGUAACGCCACAGACACAGAGGGAAAAGAUUUGCUUCAGAAGCUCGAAAUUCUGAAAAAACUCGAACCUCAUCCUCACGUUAUCAAACUGCUGGGAUGCGUCACUGUAUCAGAUCCUCUGCUUGUAAUAUUCGAGUAUAUUCCUAACGGAGAUCUUUUGGGUUACUUAAAGAAGAGCCUAAAUAUCGACGAUGAUUACCACAAAGACCCGCAUGUUAAGCCACAGACAAGUUUGACUACCCUGCAGUUGAUGAAGUUUUCUUGGCAAAUAGCUGAUGGUAUGGAGUAUUUGUCGUCUAAGGAGAUUAUCCACCGCGACCUUGCAGCCCGCAAUGUCAUGGUUGGUGAGGGAGAGACAUGUAAGGUAACCAACUUUGGAAUGGCUCGAGACGUUGGCCGGGAAACAAAGGUAUCUGGAAAUCUAAUUUCGAAAUGGACGGCUUUUGAAGCACUCGAGAAUGGACAAUAUACCACGAAAAGUGAUGUGUGGAGUUUUGGAAUUGUGCUUUACGAAAUAUUCACGAUAGGUGGCUCGCCUUAUCCAUUUUUUGAUGAUCAAAACGUGACAGAACUACUUGGAGUGGGCUACAGAAUGCCAAGGCCACAACAUAUGGAUGAUGAAGUGUACAAAAUCAUGCUAGAUUGCUGGCAAGAGAAUCCCGAUAAUCGUCCAACCUUUGAGAAUCUUAGGAAAGACUUGAAGGAAAUGGAAUAUUAACAUCAGAGGUUUAUCAACAUGCAGUUCUGCGACAACAAGCUCUACGAGAACUUGGAUUGAGAUAUUUCUCAAAAAAGAGUCGGUAGCACAUCCAGCUAUGAAUGUAGGAGAAAAACUUUAGUUAGUCUUGCAACACUUACAACAACACGUUCUUUUUUCGGAGGGACGGACCAUGUAACAAACAGAUAAAACAAACAAAAAUGGCCCCUACAAAAUCGUUCACAUUUCAAAAGUAAAAGCUGGUACCAACUAAUUUGUGGCUAGUCGCCUGAGAUAUUUGUCCUAAUUCAAUGUCUUGCUAUUCUCCCAUUUUGAUGGUAGAUCUAGGCUAUUUUUUUUGGAGGUUUUCUU